Amphimedon queenslandica is the source of this 1866-nucleotide messenger RNA. RefSeq names its product sorting nexin-17-like. Gene Ontology annotation, biological process: endocytic recycling; intracellular protein transport. The transcript is spliced from 13 exons. Lineage: Eukaryota; Metazoa; Porifera; Demospongiae; Haplosclerida; Niphatidae. The coding region runs from base 67 to 1686 and encodes 539 amino acids. Gene Ontology annotation, molecular function: phosphatidylinositol binding. Gene Ontology annotation, cellular component: early endosome. The record is from RefSeq and is a predicted model, not a curated record.
UCUAAAACACGUGCAGAAGAAAAAAUUACGGAACACAAACCCGUAAUUUAUUGGUGGUAAGGAAGUAUGCGGAAUCUAGGAUACUCCACAAUUAAAAAAGGUGUGGCUAGUACCAAAUUGGAGGAGAAAGAGAUGCACAUACACAUUCCGUCCAUUUCUGAUGCCCUCGACAGCAAAGGGAGCAAAUUCAAGGUGUUUGAUAUAUACGUUAACGGGCUUUAUCACGGCUCAGUUAGGUAUAGCCAACUACUCGAUCUACACAAUGAGGUAAAGGUUAAGUACAGUUCUGCUACUAUAGUGGAUUUCCCAGCCAAAGUGUUUAUGAUAAGCGAGGCACAGCUCCAUGAGAGACGGAGAAUGCUUGAAAGAUACGUCCAUUGCUUGGCUCAGGAUAGAAACAUAGGCAGCAGCGACAUGUUCCAAGACUUCAUGUUAUCUUGUCAACAAAUAUCGAGUGGUGAGGAAGACAAGGAGGUGGAGAUUGACGUGUAUCUUAGCAACGAGAAAAGCAAAAAGAUUAAGUUUUCUUCUUUCGACAGGUCACCUCACGUCCUAGAAGCUACUUGUAAAUCAAUCGGAGUAUCGGAAGAUUUGACACAUUAUUUUGGAUUAUUCAUGGAAUACUCUAUCCCUGGAGAUAAAUGGAAAACAUUGCAUUGUCUCAGUGAUUUCCAGUGUCCAUAUCUCUCACUGUGUGCAGCCAAUCGAAGUGAAGACUACAAGUUUAGACUUACCAUCAAGAAAUGGUUCUUCAGUCCAAAGUUCCUCACAGAUUGUUUAUCCGACAGUACUGCAUUGAACAUGAUCUACAUUGAGACUAUAAGGGACAUUGACACUGAGACACUGACAGUACCAGACUCCAUUAAAGAUAAACUUGUGUCUCUUAAGAAAUCUGGCAAGAGAAAAGAAUUUAUAGAGACACUCUCCUCCCAGCCUACAUGUUUGUUUGGUUAUAAUUAUUGUGAGGGACUUCUUUUUAACGAUCAGAGUACAUCCAGUGCUCUAGCAGGUGGAACUAAAAUUGUAUUGAAAGACAUAGAGAAAGUGUAUCCCAUUUCUAAAAUGAGGUGCUGGAAAGUCGGAGUACUUAGAGGUAACAGGGAACAUUUCUUUUCAUUUGAGUAUGAGUACUCUCAUCAAAAGUUUGUUUGGGUCGUCCUAAAGGGCGUGUCCACAAUACUACUGGCCCAGUCCAUCACUCGUGCAGUGGAGGAGUUCCUGGUCCUUAGCAAGAACAAGUCAAUUAGAAAACCUAGUGAGAACUUGUUUUCAAGACGUCCCGAGAGACCCUUCCCCUCAUUUGAGCUGACCUUAGGUCCACCAGCUGGCGAGGACAUUCACAUGGCAGCAGCUGCUAGUGAUAGUCAGAGCCCGUCCAUUGUAAGGACUGAAUCACAAUCAUCAUCUAAAGAUUCUGAAGUAAGCACAGAUUCUGAAGAAAACAAUACAUCAAAUACACGAGCCGAUAUUCACGUGACCACACCCACUGUCACGCCCACAACUAGUAAUGAAAGUCCAUCACUAGGAGGAGGAGGAGGAGGGACUUAUGUAACAUCUGGUUCUAGCAAAAAAACAAAAUCCUCGGGAAAUAAGAAGUCUUUAGUUCCAAAUUAUGUUAAAUCAAAGAAAAAGGACGAGGAAGAGAUUGCGUUUAAUCCAACAUUUCUAUCAGAUGCUGAUUUGUAGCAGCUGGGACCCACCCUCACUCCAUUAAAAGCAAUUUGUAAUUCUUAUAAAAUAUUAUGUACAUGAUGAUCUGUUGGUAGUAAUUUUUAUAUUCUUUUAUUGUCACAAUGUAAGUCAACAUGUUUUUGACUUUAGAAUUUCAUUGUUUUAAUUUUUUGUAUGAUUAAUUUAUAAAACAUG